GCCCUAACGCUCACAGGUGGCGCUGAAGACAGACUCUCAGCGUGUGCGCGUUCACUGCCACCAGCGGUUUGAGUUCGUGAGUCUGAUCUUUGUUUCGACCAUCAGUCACGAUGGCACCUGUUGUGGAAAUACAGCAACAGACGACCAACACGGUAGAAGAGCCGCUGGACCUCAUUCGGCUGAGCUUGGAUGAGCGAAUUUAUGUGAAGAUGAGGAAUGACCGAGAGCUUCGCGGGAGGUUACAUGCUUAUGACCAACAUUUGAACAUGAUCCUUGGGGAUGUGGAAGAGACGGUGACGACGGUGGAGAUUGAUGAGGAAACCUAUGAAGAAAUUUACAAGUCAACGAAGAGGAACAUCCCGAUGCUGUUUGUCCGUGGCGAUGGUGUGGUACUGGUUGCACCGCCCUUGAGAGUUGGGUAAACUGAAUGGGAUGUGCCCCCUUAACCUCUGAAUCAUGUUUUGGACUGUAAAUUGUUUUCAGGAUGGGCUUACACAUGAUGUCUGUUGACAAGUCACAGAAUUGUGAAAUUUCUGUACCUUUUUUUUUUUAGGUUGUUGCUAGGUGCCGAUUUUGUAUAUUUCAGUUAUGAUUGAUGGGUGUUUCCUGAAUGCUUUAGUAUUUUCACAAAUGCAAUAAAAAAAAAUAACAUGUA
Molecule: messenger RNA, 655 nt
Organism: Pygocentrus nattereri (red-bellied piranha)
Lineage: Eukaryota; Metazoa; Chordata; Actinopteri; Characiformes; Serrasalmidae
Gene: lsm3
Product: LSM3 homolog, U6 small nuclear RNA and mRNA degradation associated
Exons: 4
Coding region: 111-422 (103 amino acids)
Biological process (GO): mRNA splicing, via spliceosome; P-body assembly
Cellular component (GO): U6 snRNP; catalytic step 2 spliceosome; Lsm1-7-Pat1 complex
Molecular function (GO): RNA binding
Source: RefSeq, a predicted model, not a curated record